AUGUCGUUGACUGAAUUCCCCCUAGCGUCACGCGAUGAGCUGUUGAAGGUGUACGGCAAUUCUUCCCUGCAGGACUUGCCCGUACCAUCGGCAAUCAUUGAUGUGGCCAAGAUCAAGGAAAAUUGUCAGGCUAUGCUCAAUGCCGUCCAGCAACUCGAUGUCAGCUUUCGUGCACAUAUCAAGACUCACAAGACUACCGAGAUGACCAAGUUGCAAGUUGGUGAGAAUUGCGAAGAUGUGAGACUGGUUGUUUCUACCAUCAUCGAGGCCGAGCAUGUGGUACCUCUGCUACUAGAAUACCAGGGUCGUGGCGCAAAGGUGAAUGUUCUUUAUGCGAUGCCUCUAGGCCCCUCUCAAGUCACUCGUUUAGCAUCAGUUGGUCGUCGCCUGGGGCCGGGCGCGGUCAGUGUCAUGAUUGAUCAUAUCGAGCAAUUCAAGUCCUUGAAAGAGUACCACCAACAGGCCGGAUUUCCCGCAUGUGUCUUUCUGAAAACGGAUUGUGGUUAUCACAGAGCCGGGCUUACUCCAGAGUCGAAAGAAAUGGUUGGUCUCGUUCAAGCAGCCAGCGACGGUGAAAAGGAAGGUUUCUUGACAUUGUUGGGAUUCUACUCACACAACAGCUUGUCGUAUGGGAGUUCUUCACCCGACGACGCGAUGGACAUGCUUAAAGUGGAGAUUGAAGUUUGCCAUCAAGCGUCGAAACACUUCCUGGCAGAUCGACAAGUCCCAUUAGUGCUUUCGGUGGGAGCGUCCCCAACGGCAUUGUCGCUACAGAAUAUUCUUCCUGCAAACUCGUCCACGACAGCGUCCGCCAAAUUGCUAAAGGAGAGCCUGCAGCUAGCCAAAACCAAUUUGGAGUUGGAGAUACACGCAGGGGUAUACCCUACAUUCGAUAUUCAACAAGUCGCAGCCAGCAGUCGACAUAUGGAUAAAGACCCUCACGAGGCCAUUGCAGUGUCAAUUCUAACAGAGGUUUGUUCUCUCUAUCCGUCUCGAACAGAGCAACCAGAAGCCCUCGUCUCCGCGGGAGGUCUUGCUCUGGCCCGGGAACCUUGCAAGGAUUAUCCCGGGUGGGGAGUAAUAAGUCCUUGGAACAUGUCAUCUGAAUACAGCAUCAAACCAGAGGACCGUAUCAUUGUCAAUCGCAUUUCUCAGGAACAUGGUAUUCUAGCUUGGGAGAAGAACGGUCCGACCAGACCACAGCUACCACUCGAGUACGGUCAGAAGCUGCGAAUCUGGCCCAAUCACGCGUGUAUUACUCUAGCACAAUUUGGAUGGUAUUUGAUCGUGGACUCUACCACUGACACACCUGACAAGGUGAUUGACGUUUGGGUCAGGUGGCGUGGAUGGUAG
Exophiala bonariae is the source of this 1353-nucleotide messenger RNA. RefSeq lists its product as uncharacterized. Lineage: Eukaryota; Fungi; Ascomycota; Eurotiomycetes; Chaetothyriales; Herpotrichiellaceae. The coding region runs from base 1 to 1353 and encodes 450 amino acids. Gene Ontology annotation, biological process: D-serine catabolic process. The transcript has a single exon. The record is from RefSeq and is a predicted model, not a curated record. Gene Ontology annotation, molecular function: D-serine ammonia-lyase activity.